Etheostoma spectabile (orangethroat darter) is the source of this 1657-nucleotide messenger RNA. RefSeq names its product phospholipase A2, group XIIB (gene pla2g12b). Gene Ontology annotation, biological process: arachidonate secretion; triglyceride homeostasis; cholesterol homeostasis. Gene Ontology annotation, cellular component: extracellular region. Bases 87 to 1058 code for a protein of 323 amino acids. Gene Ontology annotation, molecular function: calcium ion binding; A2-type glycerophospholipase activity. The transcript is spliced from 4 exons. The record is from RefSeq and is a predicted model, not a curated record. NCBI's taxonomy places the organism in Eukaryota, Metazoa, Chordata, Actinopteri, Perciformes, Percidae.
CCUCACUGUCUAAGCUCUUUUCCUACUGUUAACACCUUCACCUUGUGCAGAGCUUCCUCUGCUUGGAUUGUCACCAGUUCAACACCAUGCUGCUUCGGACUGCGGUUCUGCUGCUCCUAUGCGUGUGCACGGGCAUGUGUGCCACUUUAGGCCACUACCAGACUCAAGCAAAGGAAGAGGAGGAUGUCCCUGCUGUUACUGACGGGGUUUUAGCAGCUGCCUUUGUAGAUGCAGCUGAAGAAGCAGGAGCUCCUGCAGAUAAACAAGUAAAUGAUUUGCCUGCAGUUGAGGAACCUGCAGUUAAUUCCAUUUUUGGUGACAAUCUAUUGUCUAAAAUACUUGCAGCUGCUGACAAACCAGUGGUGGAUGUCCCAGUAGCAGAUAUUGCAACAGCCAAAGAGCCACAGACAGACAGUGAUAGGCCUGCUGGAGACGCCUCUGUUGUGGAAGCUCUAACUGGGGAAGCUGUCACCCAGGAGCAACCUUCUUCGGAGGCGGAGGAGAAUGACAUUAGACCAGCCGCGACAAACCGGUCCCUGAACGAGCCUUUGGCACACAAAGACGACAACAGCUGGAGCAUCAACUCCAUUAGAAAUAGUUUCCAGAGUGUACACGGAUACUUUGACUCCCUGGUGGAGCUGGUGGGGGGACACAAUGGUGUGUGUCAGUACCGCUGCAGAUAUGGUAAACUUCCUCAACCUCGUCCCGGCUACCAGCUCCCAGAGCCCAACGGCUGCAGCUCCUCUCUGGUGGGCUUCCAGGUGAAUGCCGCUCUUGACCUGGGGAUUCCUGCUAUAACAGAGUGCUGUAACCAGCAUGACAUGUGCUAUGACACUUGUGGCACAAGCAAGUACGACUGUGACUCUGAGUUUCGCUUGUGUGUGCAUGGCAUCUGCUCCGACCUUAAGAAGAGUCUGGGCUUUGUGUCGAAGGUGCAAGCCUGUGAUUCGAUGGCGGACGCUCUCCACAGCGCAGUGGGGACACUUGGUUGCAGGCCUUACAUGAACAGCCAGAGGGCGGCAUGUGUCUGUGAGGGAGAGGAGAGGGAUGAACUGUGACACAGAAAGACUAUGGACAAACUCCUGCCUGCUUUUACAGACAAAUAACAGAGGCAUGGGUAUUUCCAUAGGUUAUACUGUAUAUUUAUACGCUUUUUGUCAAAAAGAUACUUCACAAGAGCCCUCUCAAGAUUAACAGCUUGGGAAUGUAUAAAAAAAAACAUAAAUGGGGAAUGCAGAUGAACAGUUUUUUUUAAGUUUUAUUCACAGGCAGUACUAACACAUAUUAGGUAUCUGAAUAUGACUUUCAGGUUCCUAAUUAACUGCCCUAUGCAUGUUUUACUCUCCAUAUCCCAUUUCAUAUUUUAGGCCAUUUUUAGGCCUCUAUGACUCCAUUACCAUAAAUUACUGAUAACUCCAGACAAAUUGCCUGAUGGGAAGGAUAUUGUUGGAUUAAUUUCCUUUAGAAAGAAAGACAAUUUAUUUCCUAUGCUGCACAUGGUUUGUUGUGUUCUGCUAUAUAUCAAAGUAGUCUGCACAAACCUUAAAUCUGUGUCAUGUAAAUGUAAUACCUAUUACAGCUACUGUACUACAUUAAUGUUUGAUGUAAGUUAUUUGCCAGUUAUUUGUUAUGAAUGAAUACAUGACUAAUUGCGGUU